Messenger RNA from Priapulus caudatus, 558 nucleotides. RefSeq names its product 39S ribosomal protein L18, mitochondrial-like. The transcript is spliced from 5 exons. The record is from RefSeq and is a predicted model, not a curated record. NCBI's taxonomy places the organism in Eukaryota, Metazoa, Priapulida, Priapulimorpha, Priapulimorphida, Priapulidae. Gene Ontology annotation, cellular component: mitochondrion; ribosome. Gene Ontology annotation, biological process: translation. Bases 1 to 558 code for a protein of 185 amino acids. Gene Ontology annotation, molecular function: structural constituent of ribosome; 5S rRNA binding.
AUGUUUGCAAAAACGCGCGGCAUGACUGCACAGACUGUCACAGUACAGACUACAUUCUGUUUGCGCAUAGCAUGCUAUUCAGCCAGUGUUGCCGCUGCCACCGGUAAGGAAGCGACAACGAGUCGUGGGGCUGACGAGGAGAGUUGCGUGCAACAAGAGGUCCCCUCGGCGGAGUUCAUCAAUAGGAACCCCCGUAACUUGGAGCAGCUGGGCCACGCCGUGCGAGACAAGGGGUGGUACAUGCAGUGGCCUAGGAGGAAUUAUUACCACAGGCUGCGAUUCAAGCGAAACAGUCACCGCACGACGGCUGAGGUCGUUCAUUACGGCGGCAGGGUCGUCGUGACGGCGUCGACCAGCGAGCCGGCCAUCAUGAAUCAGCUCUACAGCGGUAGUGAUGUGGCUGCAGCCGCUAACAUAGGCAGCAUCAUCGCACAGCGCUGUCUGCAGGCAGGCAUCGUACAACUUGACUUUACUGUCGACGCAGACCAGUUCAAGACGGAGCGAGUGAGUAUGUCUGCUGUUCAUGUGUGUGAAAGAUCUAGGCUGGCUCUUUUUUAG